AACAUAAAGAUAGAACAAAAACAGCGUACAAUGUCACCAUAUGAGACGGAAGCGGUAGCUCAUUUUACGCUUUGUUCCCCUUCACCCCUGCCCGCUUUUCUUACGUUGAGUCGUCGUUGAAGCGCUAGCUAUCCAUAAAUUGAAGCGGCGGUCAGAACGUCGGUCCUCUUGAGCAAGUUCUCGAACUCAUAACAGCAACCUCUUCAUACUUUGAUCGCAAUCUUUCGCGUCUUUUUUUGCCUUGAAAUUUUUGAUCGCAGUUUGUAAAGUUCAGAAAGAUGGGCAGCAAUGAACCGGUUUCGAAGCCAUUCCCGAGCAAGGAAUCAAUUACUCCGUUCUGGAGAACUGAGCUACAUGAAUUAGAUGACCAUAGAACAACAGAAGAGCUACCAGAAUCAUGCGAUAUACUCAUCAUUGGUGCUGGGUAUGCUGGUAUCACCGCUGCUUAUCACCUUCUUUGCAACGAGGAGACAGCCCCGAGCGCAAAGCCAUCUGUCGUCUUACUUGAAGCUCGUCAAGCUUGUUCUGGUGCUACUGGUAGAAACGGUGGACAUCUCCGACCAUCAGUCUACAGUCGCCUCACGAAAUGGAUCAAAAAAUAUGGUCUUGAAGCUGCUGAAGAGCUCGCAAAAUUUGAGUUUGAUCAUAUUCGAGCUGUUGCUGAUGUAGUCAAGAAAGAGAAAAUUGACUGCGAUUUUAAGUUAUCGAGAUCAUUUGAUAUUCACACUGAGCCAGAAGUCGCGGCUGCUGCCAAGAAGGAUUACCUAGAACUCAAGAAAGCUGGUAUUGCCAAGACUACGAUCGACGAUAUUGUAUUCACUGACGGAGAUGAUGCUGAGCAGGUUUCUGGUGUCAAAGGCUGUGUUGCCUGUGUCGAGACCAGCGCAGGUCAAGUAUGGCCCUACAAACUCAUGAUGGGCCUACUCUCCCGUGCCGUCUCCCAAGGCCUCAACCUCCAAACCCACACUCCAUGCACCUCAAUCACUCCAUCACCCAUCACUGCCGGAAAGUGGAUCGCCACAACGCCCCGCGGAACCAUCACAGCAAGCAAAACCAUCAUCGCAACCAACGGCUACACAUCCGCCCUCCUCCCAGAAUACAGCACGAAAAUCUACCCCGCCAAAGGAAUCUGCUGCCGCAUCGUCUGUCCCCCAUCCUUCACCCCACCAAAACUAUCUUCCACCUACGUCCUUCGCCUCGGUAACGGAUCAGGCGACUAUCUCAUCCAGCGCGAAGACGGCAGCAUCAUCGUCGGCGGCGCUCGUCCAAACUACAUAUCCAACACCUCCUCCUGGCUCAGCAACACCGACGAUUCAACACUGAUCCCGAACGCAGCGUCGUACUUCGAUACGUACAUGCAAGACAAUUUCGCGGGAUGGGAAGAGUCGGGCGCGUAUGUGGAGAGGAUCUGGACGGGCAUUAUGGGGUAUAAUGCUGAUGAGAAUCCGAGCGUGGGAGAGGUUCCGGGCAGAGAUGGGAUGUUUGUUGCGGCGGGGUUUGAGGGGCAUGGGAUGCCGGUUAUUUUUCUGACUAUGAAGGGUGUCGCUGAGAUGGUGGGGAGGGGGAAGAGGUUUGAGGAAACGGGGAUUCCGAGGAUGUAUAAGACGACGAGGGAGAGGUUGGAGAGUGAUUAUAAUGUUUUGGUUAGGGGCGAGGGGAAGUGAGGGUCGUGGUUUCUUCUUUUUGAGGUUUGGAUUUUGGUUUGGCUGAGGAUACGUUGUUUUUGGGUGAGUGGGUGUCUUUUGGGAGUCUUUAUGAGUGCAUAGAGUGAUAGAUGCGAGUGAGCGGGCGAAUACACAACCAGUCUGAAUUUUUAGCUUGAAGUCCACCUUGUCCACGUUUCCACUCAAUAAGAACAGCUGUAAACGGGCUAA
Molecule: messenger RNA, 1874 nt
Organism: Mollisia scopiformis
Lineage: Eukaryota; Fungi; Ascomycota; Leotiomycetes; Helotiales; Mollisiaceae
Product: FAD dependent oxidoreductase
Exons: 3
Coding region: 279-1664 (461 amino acids)
Cellular component (GO): cytoplasm
Molecular function (GO): oxidoreductase activity
Source: RefSeq, a predicted model, not a curated record